Molecule: messenger RNA, 1625 nt
Organism: Lactuca saligna
Lineage: Eukaryota; Viridiplantae; Streptophyta; Magnoliopsida; Asterales; Asteraceae
Source: the annotation of a GenBank genome assembly
CUUUGGAGCCGUUUUAAAAACACCGUAUAUAUCACCUGUAUACAUUCAUCUAUACCCUCAUACGCUCCCUGCAUAUAUAACCAACUCUCUCUCGAUCCAAACCCUAAUCUCUGUUGCUCACUCGAUCUCAUCUAUCACUCUCCUUUCCCAAAUCUCGGUUUCUCUCUUCCACCACCGGUAAAGAUGCGUGAGAUCCUCCAUAUUCAAGGUGGUCAAUGUGGAAACCAGAUCGGAGCUAAGUUCUGGGAGGUUGUUUGCGCCGAGCACGGCAUCGAUGUGACCGGGAAGUACACCGGAGAUUCCGAGCUUCAACUUGAGAGGAUCAAUGUUUAUUACAAUGAGGCCAGUGGUGGGAGGUUUGUUCCACGGGCGGUGCUCAUGGAUUUGGAGCCAGGGACGAUGGACAGUCUCAGAUCUGGAGCAUACGGGCAGAUCUUCAGGCCUGAUAACUUUGUAUUUGGUCAGUCUGGUGCUGGUAAUAAUUGGGCGAAGGGACACUACACUGAAGGCGCUGAGUUGAUCGACUCGGUUCUGGAUGUUGUUAGAAAGGAGGCAGAGAAUUGUGAUUGCUUACAAGGUUUCCAGGUCUGCCAUUCUCUCGGAGGUGGAACAGGGUCUGAACUCUCAAACUCACCACCCCAAGCUUUGGUGAUCUAAACCAUCUCAUUUCUGCAACAAUGUCUGGAGUCACCUGUUGUCUGAGGUUUCCCGGUCAACUCAACUCUGACCUCCGAAAGCUUGCAGUCAAUCUCAUCCCAUUCCCUCGUCUUCACUUUUUCAUGGUCGGUUUUGCCCCUCUAACCUCACGUGGGUCCCAGCAAUACCGUGCCCUAACAGUCCCUGAACUCACCCAACAAAUGUGGGACGCGAAGAACAUGAUGUGUGCAGCUGACCCACGUCACGGGCGUUACCUAACUGCUUCAGCCAUCUAUCGUGGAAAAAUGAGCACAAAAGAAGUCGAUGAACAGAUGCUAAAUGUUCAAAACAAGAACUCUUCAUACUUUGUUGAAUGGAUCCCAAACAAUGUGAAGUCAACUGUUUGUGAUAUCCCACCAACUGGGCUCAAAAUGGCUUCCACUUUCAUUGGGAAUUCUACUUCUAUUCAAGAGAUGUUUAGGCGUGUGAGUGAGCAGUUUACUGCUAUGUUUAGGAGAAAGGCUUUCUUGCAUUGGUAUACUGGUGAAGGAAUGGAUGAGAUGGAGUUCACUGAGGCUGAGAGUAACAUGAAUGAUUUGGUGUCUGAGUAUCAGCAGUAUCAGGAUGCGACUGCGGAUGAGGAGGGUGAGUAUGAGGAGGAAGAGGAGUAUGAGGAGGCUUGAGGAAAGAAGGAAGGGAAUGUAUUUUGGUUUUUUUUUUUUUUAUUUGUAGUUUGGAGUUUUUGGUGGGUGGUUAUAUGAUAUGAGUGGUUGUAAUCUCAACUGCCGUUUUAUGCAAACACAUAGUAGGUUUGGUUGUAAUUUGUCUAUCUGGAUCAUAAGUACCAUUUCUUUUUUUGUCUAGUACUUGACUUGUUCUUGGAUUUUGGAAUUUGGUGUUUGUAUAUGGUUUUUAAGUGUGUACUGUUGCUAUGAAGUUGUUAGUUGACUUUUUUUUGGUUAAUUGUUAAUUGGGGAUGUUUUGGUGCA